Triticum turgidum subsp. durum (durum wheat) is the source of this 1734-nucleotide messenger RNA. The record is from the annotation of a GenBank genome assembly. NCBI's taxonomy places the organism in Eukaryota, Viridiplantae, Streptophyta, Magnoliopsida, Poales, Poaceae.
AUGUUAUCAGCAUCAAAGCUACUCAGCAAAGGACCCGACAUCUCCAGUCUUUAUAUGAUCGCCACACCAUUUUUCAGCACGCGUACCACCGCAAUUUCUCGUUGGCCAAGGCUUAAAUCUCUUGAAGCCAUCAACAAACUGAAGUCUUCCUGCUUCCAUCAAUCUCAAAUGAUGGCAGGUGUCACAAAUGGCAAUUCACACAGUGAUAUUCAGAGGAAAUAUCAAGUUGUGGUUGCUGCUACCCGUGAGAUGGGCAUUGGGAAGGACGGAGCAUUGCCAUGGAAGCUGCCUAGUGACCUUAAGUUUUUUAAGGAUCUCACAAUGGCUACAGCAGACCCAUCAAAGAAAAAUGCUGUUAUAAUGGGAAGGAAAACAUGGGAAAGCAUACCCACUAAGUUUAGGCCAUUGCCCGGUCGCUUGAAUGUUAUACUGACUCGUUCGGGCAGUUCUGAUUAUGCAACUGUUGAAAAUGUUGUAACCUGUGGAAGCUUGGAUUCUUCCCUGGAACUACUAGCAUCCGCUCCCUACAGCUCAACAAUUGAGAAAGCCUUUCUAAUAGGUGGUGGCCAGGUACUGAGGGAAUCGUUAAAUGCAUCUGCAUGUGAGGCCAUCCAUCUUACUGACAUAGAGUCCACCAUUGAGUGUGAUACUUUCAUUCCUCCUAUUGAUCCAUUGGUCUUCCACCCAUGGUAUUCAUCUUCUCCAGUUGUGGAGAACAACAUUAGGCAUUCUUUCGCGACCUUUGUUCGCGUUAGAAAGUCAGCAGAAGAGGCUAAUGAUUCAAAUCUCAGUGAAUUAACCAGCAAUGAUGCUAAGAAGGAAAAGUUUGAAAUUCAGAAUUUUUCAUUUCUACCAAAAAUGAUCUUCGAAAAGCAUGAUGAGUAUCAGUAUCUCAAUCUUGUUCAAGAUAUACUACGAAGUGGUGCUCGGAAAAAUGACAGAACAGGAACAGGAACAAUAUCAAAAUUUGGUUGUCAGAUGCGGUUUAACUUGAGGAAGAAUUUUCCAUUACUUACAACAAAGAGGGUGUUUUGGCGUGGUGUUCUUGAAGAACUGUUGUGGUUCAUCAGUGGCUCAACGAAUGCAAAGGUUUUACAGGAAAAAAAUAUCCGUAUAUGGGAUGGGAAUGCGUCAAGGGAGUAUCUUGACAGUAUUGGUCUAUCACAAAGAGAGGAGGGUGACUUGGGACCAGUUUAUGGAUUUCAGUGGAGACACUUCGGUGCUGAAUAUACUGACAUGCAUGCUGAUUACACGGGGAAAGGUUUUGAUCAGUUAGCUGAUGUCAUUAACAAGAUCAAGAAUAACCCUGACGAUAGGCGUAUCAUUAUGUCUGCAUGGAAUCCAACAGAUCUCAAGAAGAUGGCACUUCCACCUUGCCACAUGUUUGCACAGUUUUAUGUCGAGAAUGGAGAAUUAUCCUGUCAGAUGUAUCAACGUUCAGCUGACAUGGGGCUUGGUGUACCAUUCAACAUUGCAUCAUAUUCUCUUCUGACGUGUAUGCUUGCACAAGUUUGUGAUCUUUCUCCUGGAGAGUUUGUCCAUGUGAUAGGCGACGCCCAUGUGUACAGCACGCACGUCCAAGCCUUGGAGGAACAACUUCAGAAGCAGCCCAAGCCGUUUCCUAUUCUGAAGAUAAACCCUCUGAAGAAGGAUAUAGACUCGUUCGUCGCGUCGGACUUCAAGCUGGUCUCCUACGAUCCUCACCAGAAGAUAGAGAUGAAGAUGGCAGUAUAA